GUAGUGUUUAAAAUUUGUCCAUCUGAAAGAGAAUAGUAUUUUGUUUUAAUUUGUAAAUUUUUAAGGUUUUUUCCAAAUGCUUAUUUGGCCCCUUUUUGUAAAUUUUCUAUACUGGGUAAUUAAGUUGGUAAAUUAAAGUGGAUCCCGGUGGUAUAUAGCUAGGAGAGAAAUAUAUUAAUACGCUUGAUGAUUUUGAGUAUUGUAGUAGUAAAGCUUUUUUUUUUUUUUUUGGCAGGCAGACUUAGUGAGAGAGACAGAGAGAGAGUUAUAGACAGUGAGAGAGAGAGACAGAGAAAGGUCUUCCUUCUGUUGGUUCACUCCCCUAAUGGCUGCCACGGCCGGCGCUGUGCCCAUCCAAAGCUAGGAGCCGGGUACUUCCUCCCGGUCUCCCAUGUGGGUGCAGGGACCUAAGCACUUGGGCCAUCCUCUGCUGCCCUCCCGGGCCACAACAGAGAGCUGGACUGGAAGAGGAGCAACCGGGACUAGUACCUGGCGCCCCAACCGGGACUAGAACCUGGGGUGCCGCCGCCGCAGGUGGAGGAUUAGCCAAGUGAGCCACGGCACCGGCUGAAGUAGUGAAGUUUUAAACUGUGGCUUUUAUGAACUCCAAAUCCCAUUAAGUUGGCAGGUAAUUCAACAGGCAUUGCACCGCCCCUCCAGCUCAGCUGCACAGUACCUUCAGCAGAUGUACGCAGCUCAACAGCAGCACCUGAUGCUGCACACCGCAGCUCUUCAGCAGCAGCAUCUGAGCAGCUCUCAGCUGCAGAGCCUUGCUGCUGUUCAGGCAAGUUUAUCCAGUGGAAGACCACCUACAUCCCCCACAGGAAGUGUCACACAGCAGUCAAGUAUGUCCCAGACAUCUAUCAACCUUUCUACUUCUCCUACACCUGCACAGUUAAUAAGCCGUUCCCAGGCUUCCAGUUCUACCAGCGGCAGUAUUACCCAACAGACAAUGUUACUAGGGAGUACCUCCCCUACUCUAACGGCAAGCCAAGCUCAAAUGUAUCUCCGAGCUCAAAUGCUGAUUUUCACACCCGCUACCACUGUGGCUGCUGUACAGUCUGACAUUCCUGUUGUCUCGUCGUCAUCGUCAUCUUCCUGUCAGUCUGCAGCUACUCAGGUUCAGAAUUUAACAUUACGAAGCCAGAAGUUGGGUGUAUUAUCUAGCUCACAGAAUGGUCCACCAAAAAGUACUAGUCAAUCCCAGUCAUUGACUAUUUGUCAUAACAAAACAACAGUGACCAGUUCUAAAAUCAGCCAACGAGAUCCUUCUCCAGAAAGUAAUAAGAAAGGAGAGAGCCCAAGUCUGGAAUCACGAAGCACAGCUGUCACUCGGACAUCAAGUAUUCACCAGUUAAUAGCACCAGCUUCAUAUUCUCCAAUUCAGCCUCAUUCUCUAAUAAAACAUCAACAGAUUCCUCUUCAUUCACCACCUCCCAAGGUUUCGCAUCAUCAGCUGAUAUUACAACAGCAACAACAGCAAAUUCAGCCGGUCACUCUUCAGAAUCCAACUCAAGACCCACCCCCAUCCCAACACUGUAUACCACUCCAAAACCAUGGCCUUCCUCCAGCUCCCAGUAAUGCGCAGUCACAGCAUUGUUCACCAAUUCAGAGUCAUCCUUCUCCUUUAACAGUGUCUCCUAGUCAGUCACAGUCAGCACAGCAGUCUGUGGUGGUGUCUCCCCCUCCACCUCAUUCACCAAGUCAGUCUCCUACUAUAAUUAUUCAUCCACAAGCACUUAUUCAACCACACCCUCUUGUGUCAUCAGCUCUCCAGUCAGGGCCAAAUUUGCAACAGUCCUCUGCUAAUCAGGUACAGCCUACAGCACCGUUGAAUCUUCCAUCCCAUCUUCCACUUCCAGCUUCCCCUGUUGUACACAUUGGCCCAGUUCAGCAGUCUGCCUUGGUCUCCCCGGGUCAGCAGAUUGUGUCUCCAACAUCACACCAGCAAUAUUCAACCCUGCAGUCAUCUCCAAUCCCAAUUGCAACCCCUCCACAGAUGUCAACAUCUCCUCCAGCUCAGAUUCCACCACUGCCUUUGCAGUCUAUGCAGUCUUUACAAGUGCAGCCUGAAAUUCUGUCCCAGGGCCAGGUGUUAGUGCAGAAUGCUUUGGUGUCAGAAGAGGAGCUUCCAGCUGCAGAAGCUUUGGUCCAGUUGCCAUUUCAGACUCUUCCUCCUCCACAGACUGUUGCGGUAAACCUACAAGUACAGCCACCAGCACCUGUUGAUCCACCAGUGGGAAUGCAUUUGAACCAGUGUCAUCUGCACAAAGUUUUUUCUCUUAAGGUUUAUCAGGUAGAAGAUGUGUGUGAAGAGGAAAUGCCAGAGGAGGCAGAUGAAUGUGUCCGAAUGGACAGGACCCCACCACCACCCACCUUGUCUCCAGCGGCUAUAACUGUCGGGAGAGAAGAUCUGACUUCUGAACACCCUUUGUUAGAGCAAGUGGAAUUACCUGCUGUGGCAUCUGUCAGUGCUUCAGUAAUUAAAUCUCCAUCGGAUCCCUCUCAUGUUUCUGUGCCUCCACCUCCGCUCUUACUUCCGGCCGCUACCACAAGGAGUAACAGUACAUCUAUGCCCAGUGGCAUUCCAAAUGUGGAAAAUAAACCUCCACAGGCUAUAGUUAAGCCACAGAUCUUGACCCAUGUUAUUGAAGGCUUUGUGAUUCAGGAGGGAUUGGAGCCAUUUCCAGUGAGUCGUUCAUCUUUGUUAAUAGAACAACCUGUGAAAAAGAAGCCUCUUUUGGAGAAUCAGGUGAUAAAUUCUGUAUGUGUCCAGCCGGAGUUACAGAACAAUACAAAGCAUGCAGAUAAUUCAUCUGACACAGAGAUGGAAGACAUGAUUGCUGAAGAGACAUUAGAAGAAAUGGACAGUGAGUUGCUCAAGUGUGAAUUCUGUGGGAAAAUGGGAUAUGCUAAUGAAUUUUUGCGGUCAAAACGGUUCUGCACUAUGUCAUGUGCCAAAAGGUACAAUGUUAGCUGUUCUAAAAAAUUUGCACUUAGUCGUUGGAAUCGUAAGCCUGAUAAUCAAAGUCUUGGGCAUCGUGGCCGUCGUCCAAGUGGCCCUGAUGGGGCAGCAAGAGAACAUAUCCUUAGGCAGCUUCCAAUUACUUAUCCAUCUGCAGAAGAAGACUUGGCUUCUCAUGAAGAUUCUGUGCCAUCUGCCAUGACGACUCGGCUGCGCAGGCAGAGUGAGCGGGAACGAGAGCGUGAGCUUCGGGAUGUGAGAAUUAGGAAAAUGCCUGAGAACAGUGACUUGCUACCAGUUGCACAAACAGAGCCAUCUAUAUGGACAGUUGAUGAUGUCUGGGCCUUCAUCCAUUCUUUGCCUGGCUGCCAGGAUAUUGCAGAUGAGUUCAGAGCACAGGAGAUCGAUGGACAGGCCCUUCUCUUGCUAAAAGAAGACCAUCUCAUGAGCGCAAUGAAUAUCAAGCUAGGCCCAGCCCUAAAAAUCUGUGCACGCAUCAACUCUCUGAAGGAAUCCUAACAGGAACCUGAGGCUUUGCUAUAACGGCCGUUUUACUCUUCUCAAACAGACUUGUAAGGUAAAGGCUUAACUCGCCCUGGAAUAUUAAACUUUUCGUGGUGGAUAGCCAAGCACAUUGGGAUUUCUGCAUCAGAUGCUGACAUUUCUACAGAUAGAAUAAUUCAUCAUACAUUUUCAUUAUUAGCCAACAUUGGUAAAGUUAAUUUUGCAGAUUACAUGCAACAUUAAAAGACUUGGUAGAGAAGGCCAUGAUAUUUUUCAAAGAAAUGUGUUAUACCAGAUAAUUUUUUAAAAGUAAUGCUUAUCAUUAAUAUAAAGAAUCCUUUUAAAACUUAAUAAUUUACAUUUCUCCUCUUCGUAUUCGGUUUUCUUACACAUUUUUCUACCCUAUUAGUUUUCUAAAAGUUGUUGUUAGAGAUAUGUUGUGGAAUGACUUACAAGUCCAAUGACAGAAUCAUGCAGUGAAACAUCAGUGUGCAUUUUAAAAAACGUGUCUUUUAGACAAAUGCUAUUAAAAAAGAAUUGUGUUCUAGCAUGAAUAAUACUGAUCUAGAGGUCAGAAGAAUUGGUUUCUGUUCUAAACUUGAGUUUCAGUUUCUGUGCAUUGAGUGCAGAUGUUCUCCUAGGAGGUCAGUUUUUCCUCCCCAGAGGACAAUUAACAAUACCGAGAGACAUCUUUGGUUGUCACAGCUCAGAGUUAAUGUUGGGGAGCGUUGCUGCUGGUGUCUCCUGGGUGGAGGCCAGAGAGGCUGAGUAUGUUACAGUGUACAGGAUAGCCGUCUGCCAUGGAGGGUAUCUGGUCCAAAGUGUCAGUAGCGUCCAGAUUGAGAAAACUAGAUGUAAAAGGAGUGAUGUUGCUCUUUUCCACCCAGAGGGACAUUUUAAAAAGGCAACAAGGAAUAUAUAUACAAUGGGACUGUUAUUUAGGUAGUGUUAAAAUUCUGAUGAAGUACUUGAUCCAGUUUUAUGCAUACUAGAAAAUGGAAAAGAAAACCACAAAACUGACUUGUAAAAUAAGGACUAGCAUACAAAUAAUUUGACUCUGAGAAAGGAAUGCUUUAUAUUAUCUUUCUUAUCUCUCUGCUCCUCUGCACUGAUGAAGGCAUAAUCCAAUUAUGCUAUGAACCAGCGCACUCCUUCUGUCGAGGAAAUGGUUUGUAGCAGAUAGUGACUGCUCUGUGGAACUUUUCUGAUGUUGAAUGUGCUGGGUCUAGCUAGAACGCACAUUUCUUUUUCCUUUACUAAACUGGUGCAUGCUUCCUGCAAAGCACUUACCGAGUGAUUUCUGCUGGAUGAUCAGAUCUGAUUUUAUAUGUACAUGCUUUAGGGAAAAAAAUUAAACAAAACCUUCCCUUGAACAGUUCUAUGGAAUUAUGAAACUAAACCAGAAUUGCUUGUAGGAAACCUAAGAACAUUGUAGUCCUAGAUAUGAGAAACUUUUGAGAUUAUGAAGGUUUUGUUUUCAUCUUUUCCUGUUUCUUCUAUGUACCAUGUGCUUGAGAUAGUUUGCUGAUUGCAGGAACAUACAGUGGUAUUUGGCGGAAGUUCAGUAAGUGGGAAAAGAAGAGUCCAAGAGUUUCAUUUUCACUGCUCUUUUCACAAAAAUUGUGUUGAGCUAGUAGAAGACUAAGAUGUCACUAAAGACAUCACAGAUAUUUAUCUUUUGGCUUUGUGUACAUUAGAGAAUGUUGAUUAUUUUUAUACAAAAAUACAGCGGGUAAUUUUUUUAAUCUCUAGAUGCCUCUUGUUUGAAUGUAUGCUUUGUGGGAUUCUUUGUGUAGUAAUGUUUAAAAAGAGAUGUUUACCGAUAGUUAUGUGUAGGAUUAGGAGGUUUAAUAUAAUGUAAGGCUCAUAUUCCAGACCUGCAGUAGGUUGUAGUCUAUGUUACAUAUUUCUUUAUAUCACAUUUUAAUUACUGGACUGAAGUUUCAAGGAAUGGUCAGUACUCUGUAGUCAAUUUUCAUUUAUUAACAGCUAAUCAUGAUUGACAAAGUCAUCAUAUGCUCGACUUUUCCCCUCAUCUUGCAAUUUCAAAACACAAAUGCAGGACAGGCACUAGUAAGAGAGGCCCCUGCACGAAGGAGGGAGGUGCAAAGGAGUCUCCCCUGGAACAACAGCUUUGUCACAGAUAAUCCACAGUUAUUACAGCACUGUUGAGGAUAGGCACCCCUGGCGGUAACAGUUACCUCGGAAACCAUUUUAUUUAUAGCCUUUAAGGUACUAACUUCCAAGUGUGUUGUAUGUUCUCUCUUUAUUUACUUCCUCUGGGAAGUCAUUCUGCACUUAUUAAAAGCCCCUGUGCCUAGCACAGACCAGAAGGGGCUUACAAGAAGAGUUGCUAUUGGAGAAUGCCUUAUAAUCUGAAAUCUUACAAGUGGUCACAAUCUUCUAUUGUCCCCACUCAAAACAUAGCCAGAAUACAUACUUGCUGUUUUGAGUAGUUUUAUUUAUAAAUGGCUCAUUUGCUGUCAACUUUUUGUUCUUUUCUUGGUGCAGCCAUUUUGUAGAUGAUCUAAUCAUAUUCAUUUCAAAGCUUUAGCUGUGUGAUGGGAAUGCAGCUGACACUGCAUGUCCACCCCUGUACUGAGUUUUCAGCACUGUUUCAGUAUGGUAUAGGUAGGGAGGGUACUGUUCCUUUCCUUCCCUUUCAUGUGGCUAACUGGUUUAGAUUUUGAUUGGGUAAAGGAUUUGGCAAGCAGAAAAGGAACAUGGGAGGUUCUUUUGCUACUUAAGUUAGCAUUUUCUAGUUUCUUUACAUCUUUUCCUGUUGAGGAGGAAAAACUGUGUUUGAAAUUUUAUUUGCUUUAAGCUUGUGUUCCUAGGAAAGUAAACAAACUGAGAGAACUUGUAAAAAUUUUUAUAUAACAUUAAUAGUCAUCAAGCCUUGUGCAGGCAUGUGUAAACACAGCUAUGCAUCUUUGAUGUAAUCAGUAUAGUAUGAGACAGUGCUAUUCCACAACCUGUCACCUUUACAGUGGCUAUUUCUAUGCUGAUACCUUUAGGUUUGCUAUGGAAUUUUCUAAAUAGAACUUUUUUUCCAUCAUAGUUUAAGGGCUGGCACCUAGGAGUAGAGAAAGUGGAAUGGAAGGAAAGAAAUGCUAGUGCCAAAGCUUGAGAAGGAGAAAGAGGCAGACAGGGAGGCCUGCCAUCUUCAUUAGUUGUCAUGCACUUCAACGCUGAACAAAUUUCUGUGCUUUUGAAGUGAAUAUUCAUGUCUUACCUAGUUGAAAAUAGCAGUUAUUUUUUUCAUAGGUAUCCCACUGUUAAUUUUCGUUUCCUUAUGUGGUGAAGCAUUUAAAACUAUGAAACAAUAUGGUAACCAUGCCUCAAUAAUUUUUGUGAUAGUUAAUCUUCAUAUAGCACUUGUAAAAUUAUAGUCAAACACCCAUUCACAGAUACAAAUCUUUGAUUGUAAUCUGUCAUUGUGUCCCAUUUCACUGGCUUGUUCAAUUAAAUAUUUUGAAGCCCAUUAGUUACAAUUUUUAUGGUUUUGUUACCACUGUGGCACAAGAAUGACAGGGAGGCCAUGUAGGUUUAAGUGUUGGGCCAUGUUUACAAGUGCACAGAUUUAGAAAGUGUAUCCUGAAUGAAGCUGACCUCACAGCCACAUCCAGUGGAUGAAAUCCUCAGCUAGACAUUUUUCCCUGGAAGAGGCUAUUUAUUAUAGUUUGUGGUUUGAAAACUCAAACGUGCUGCCUCUUCCAUUGAGUACUAGCUAAUGGCAGAAAAGGCCUCACCUCACUACCCCUGAUACCUCCUCAGCUCCAACCAAACUGCAUGAAAACUUUAUUACAGACCCUUGCCUCAAAGUCCUUAGAGACUUUUGUAAAGGGGCCAAUUUUAGGAGGGGAAGCAGCUGGGGCAGGACUUUAUGAAACCCUGGGCAGUGGAAACUGGCCCAUCUAUGCAGAAUGUGUGCCCAGUUGGUUUCUUGCGCACAUACAAUAGUAUGAAACUAGAGGGGCCCUGGGGAAGGUUUUCUGGGAAGAAGGUUGGGGAAGUGGAGGAGGAGAUAUAUAGAAGAGAAAAAGCAUUCCAGACCUUAGAGGAUAGCACAGUUAAGUGAAGCUGUUUAGUAUAGAUUAUGGCUUUCAUCAAUAGUUUGACAUAGUAAAUCACUGCUGGAUCCCAGUCAAUGCUGUAGUUUUUAUGUCAAGAUUUACCUAUAAUCAGACUCACUCUCUAUCUUGCAAGCAUAGAUACCGAUAAGUUCUAGUGAUACAAAAGUUAAUGACAGUUGAUUUCUGAAAAAGGUGACAGCUGUUACAGUUGAAGAAUAGUUGUCAAAAACUUAAAGGCUGAUUCUUACGAGUUGUCAGAAUUACAAAGGCAAGUUUCCAUUUUCAGAUACCACAGCUGAACCAGUCUUGUAGAUUAUUACAAAGAAAGGCAUUUUGAGAUAAUAUCUUAUUUGUUCGGUUGUGUCUCAGUCUAAGAAUUGGGUGACUAGGAGCGAUAGGUUUCUCUUUACUAGUCUGGAUUUCAGUAAAAACAAGCCUACCUCUAUUUCUUCCAUGCACAGCAGUGUGGAUCAUGAAAUGAACUAUUUAACCCACAUUCAUUAAUACUGGCAUUUUGUAAUUUAGAGCAUUUGAUUUUAUUUCAAAGGUUGUGAUUCAGUAUAGAUAAGCACAAACAUAGUGUUAGGAAAAGUAAAUAUGCAAUCUUCCUGAAACUUAAUUUUGACCCAUUUAAGCUAUAUACGUCUUUAAAAAAUUCUUUGGGGCGAUAAUCCUCUUUUGUUAGAAGUUCAUAAAAUUUAUCACCAUAUAGUUUCCUUCAUAGCAGCAGAACAAGCCAUUUCUUUAGUCAAAAAGUUUAAAAUUAUAUUAUUCCUUGAAAAGUUUCUAAAUUUUUAAAAUUCCUGAGUUUUGCAUAUUAUUUUUAGAGCUUAAUCUACUGUAAAACUAUACUAUGAGAAAGCUUUAUUUGAGAGUUUUAUAAGGCUUGAAUGCAAAUAUUAUUAUCACCAUCAUAUUCUAGAGAAAACAUCUGGCUUUUUCUGAACUUACUGUAGCAAACAUACAUUGAGAGGGAGUCCACACCCUCCUUUUUCUACCUGAAACCCAGCUUCUCUGCAGACUCCCCUCUGUCUGAGAAGCGUGCGCACUCCUCACCAGUGUCAUCUUUAUGGUAUCUUUUGGGAAAGGUUUUCCACAAAUGUUUUCUUUCUUUCUUUUUUAAAAAAAUAGCGUGUGGAUGUUUAAUUUUAUUAAAAGAUGACAAUUUUAGAGAUAUUAGAGAAGAGGUAAGAAUGAGCAUUUGGCUAAUACUCUAAAAAUUCUUUUUUGCUGCCUUUCAAAAAUAUUGCUUUGUGAUAUUGAGUAGUAUUCAGUGUGAAUCUCUAGAAGACAAAGUAUGCUGUUGAAAAGUAGUAAUGAAUGAAUUUUACUUUGGGAGAACCAGUAUAAUUUUGAAGCACUGUUAUGCUACUGGCAUAAUUUUAAUUAGAGAGUAAUAUAGUAAGUCCUUUUAGACUGCCUAUUCAAAUUAACUUCAUAAUCAUUUUUUAACUUUUAAAAAUUUUAACUAAAUAUUAUAAGGGUUAAUAGUAGCCAUUUUUUAUUGGCUUUAAAGCUAUAGUUUAUGGAAUAGUACCAGUGUUAAUUCCAUGUUUUGUGGAGCUUACAUUGAUGGCAUGAAGAAGUUGGUGUUUAUAAGAGAGUGGUGGAACCUGAAAUAAACAUCAACCUAUUUUAGAAAGAAGGAGUUUUUAGUCUUGCUUCAAACCAGACAUGUCCAGUGUUUAAAAUAUUUGUUUGGAAUGCUUGUCUUAAAAGUAUUUUUUCUUUAAGUAUUAAAUACUGAGUAAAUAACCUACUUUAAUAGUAAGUGACAGGUUAAUAUACCUUGAAUUAACAUGAUGAGUAAAAAUAAAACACAUUGGUCUAAAUAUUGGGGUUUUACUUUGUUGGUUAAAUAGUUAUGUUUGACACCUUGGGCAAUGAUUUGGCUUUUAACCGCCUCUAAAUAUACAGUAUGGUGCCUCCAGUACUCACAGUGUUGAUUUUGGCUUAAGGUAGCCCCCUAGCUCUAAAACUAUAAUGCCAGACCAUAUAAUGGGACAUUUUUAAAGUUGUUCCUACUUGGUUUUCUUUCCCUUUUUAAUGCUUCAUUUUAUACUUAAGAGCUUUUGCUAAAAGAUGUUUAUGAAGCAGACAUUUCCUGGGCCAUCUACAGUCUUUGUUCUCCUAAAGAUUAAGGCAGAAAAUUCAGACUAGCAAAUGAGGUUUUUCUAAAUGCUACAUAUUGGCUAACCACUGACCAUGUGAACACAUAAGAAUAUUGUCAUUCAUGCACCUAGGCAUUCAUUUAUAAAGCAAACAAUUUGAAUCCUUACAUGUACGACAUGGGUAGUGUACAUGACUUAAAGAACUGGUAAUAAGUAAAAUCUUCCCAAACAAAAUUCAUUGUGGCUUAAGUAAACAUGGGCACAAUUAUUACCUAAUAUACUGACUGUAAAUUUGGAAUGGGAGGAAUUUUUUUAUGCAUUGGCUAGAUGACAGCUAAGUGGUCUGAGUUAGUCACACCACAAUUCCUACAACAUGGUUCACACACUAGACAUCAAAUGACCAUAUGUUUUAUUAGGUUACAAAAUUAAAGUUGUCUAACUUUAAGGACUUAACAUUUUGAUACUCUUGUAGUAACCCAUAUUCCACAGCAGUAUUUGGACACUUGAUUCUGUUCUAGAGUUAUUGUUGUAUGCCAUGUAUAGUACAACGAAAGAAGCUGGUGUUGAUUUACUGUACAUUUUUAUUUACAAAACUUUUAAACCCAAUAUUGAAAAUGCAGCAACUUUUCAGAACCGAAAAAUCUCAAAGGUGAUCUCUGGGACAGGUUUGGGUUUUGUUUGUUUUUAAAGUAAGAAAGAUCACACAAAAUAAAUUGUAUUAUAAAAUUAUUAGAGAUGCCCAGCUUUUUAUAUGUGUAAGCAGCAGUAUCUUUAGGAAGUAUAUUUACUGCAUAGGAAAAGGGUAUCCUGUAAAAUGUGGAGCUGGUAAAACGCAAAACAGUCCCAUGUUGAAUUGCCAAGUAUUUGGGAAGAAAACAUUAAAUGGGAGAAUGAAUCAUUAAUUGGGUAAAAUUUCCUUCUUGUGCUGGAAUUCUGUGACCCACACUGUUAUAUUCCUGUUGUAACAGCUUUAAAUAUUAAUAAUCAGUUGGUACUAACAUUCUUCAUAAAGACAAAAAAUGAGAAUAUAUUUUAAAACCUUUUGUGCAUCAAAGUUACAGCUUUUAAAGCAGGAAACUAUCCAAAUAAGUGUUGGAUUAGAAUUUACAUUAGAGUCUUUCAAACUGACUGAAAACAGAAACACUAACAUGUAAGUAGCCAGUCUGGAUUUUAAAAAACUGUCCCAUGGUUAAAAAUUACCUUUAUAGUGUUUUAAUUUUUUUAAAGUGUAUCUAAGUUUGCAGAUAUUUUUGCUGUUAAAAUCUUUUGCAUAAAUGCUUUUUUUGUAUAUGUAAUUUUAAGUUUUCAAAAGUCAACUGAAUAUGUGUGAAGAUAGUAUAACUUUUCUCUGUAUUACUUCCAAGUUGGGUAACUACAUUCCCAAUCACCUCACUUAAAGGCUUAUUAUUCUUUUUGUUUUUUCCCAUAUGGAGGAAAAAAAGUCAAAGUAAGUUCCAAAAAAACUACCCCCAGAGUAAGGCUUAUGCCUGUAGUGAAGGUUGGAAGCUGUAGACAGCAGUACACAAGAAUGGUACCGACACUGGUGGCAGGCACUUCAAGUCUCCACUAAAUUCCUACUUGUUGUCUUCUUUUAAAGAAAGGUAAAUGGUUGUGAUCAACUUUGUUGUUGUUUUAGUUUUUGAUGCUUCAAGUGCAUGGUGAACUGAUUUGUAAAAACUUCUUCUUUUUGGUUCCUCCCAUUAUUCUAAAGUAGAAUUUUUAUAUUAUUAAAACUUCAAAAGAUAAUCUACCCAGGAUGAACAAACCAUCACCAAGGGGAAAAACUUUUUUUUUUUUUAAUCUUUACAGAAAACAAAUGUUAAGAUUAUAUAAUAGAUGUAUUCUUUACAUUGGCUAUUGUAUUAGAGUCCUCACGAAAAAUGAAAUAGUUUUAGCACUCUUAGCAUUAGAGUUCCUUGAUUGGUGUCUAUAGCUAGUUUAAAAAUGUAUAUCCUGAAAAUGAAGUUAAUUUUGCAUCAGAGCACACCAUGAUCUAUGUAAAAAGUGUCCAUUUGGUGUAUUUUUUUAAAAGAGAAAGCACUUUCAUAUUACGAGUAGCAUGUGUAUGAAUUUUAGAUUUUCCUAUUUGUUGUGUCUCUAUUCAGUGAAGUAAACUUGAGCAUUCAAAUGUUUGUUGAUGGCAACAUUAACUAUUAAAUUAAAGCACCUUAUACUCUGCUGCUUAAACUUGCUUGUAAUUGCACCUUUGUUCCCUGCACAUUUUCACAUAGAAUAUUGUUGUAACAUUGCUCCAUGUGGGUCUGGAUGGAAGAUUCAUGGGCCUCCAGGAUCAUUUAUUUAUAUUGUUUAUAUUCAAUAAUAUAUUGUAGACCAGUUGUAAGUUCAUUUCUUUACAAAUAAAAGCCUCUUCCAUUUGGCUGUC
This is a messenger RNA of Lepus europaeus (European hare), 12039 nucleotides long. RefSeq names its product polyhomeotic homolog 3 (gene PHC3). Gene Ontology annotation, cellular component: nucleus; PRC1 complex. The record is from RefSeq and is a predicted model, not a curated record. Gene Ontology annotation, molecular function: protein binding; zinc ion binding. The transcript has 15 exons. The coding region runs from base 686 to 3484 and encodes 932 amino acids. Lineage: Eukaryota; Metazoa; Chordata; Mammalia; Lagomorpha; Leporidae.